Messenger RNA from Calidris pugnax (ruff), 1438 nucleotides. RefSeq names its product spectrin alpha chain, non-erythrocytic 1-like. The transcript is spliced from 3 exons. Lineage: Eukaryota; Metazoa; Chordata; Aves; Charadriiformes; Scolopacidae. The record is from RefSeq and is a predicted model, not a curated record. Gene Ontology annotation, biological process: actin cytoskeleton organization. Gene Ontology annotation, cellular component: cortical actin cytoskeleton; plasma membrane; cell projection. Gene Ontology annotation, molecular function: actin filament binding. The annotation marks the transcript as partial.
UGGAGUAAAAUGAGGAUAUAUGGAAGAAGACGACAAAACAAAGAAAGGGGAAGCUGACUAGAGUAGGAAAGGAAAGAGUCAUUGUUUGUCACUUUAAGCUGUGGUACAUGAAAUUUUUAUAUUAAACCAUUUAUAUUGCCUGGGAUUUGUUGGGGAUUAACAGUUCCCAAAAUGAAGCAGUUCAUGCAGAAUUUCUCAUGCCAGCGCUAUAGUAUUUUCCAUCUUUUAUUUUUAAUCUAACAUUUCCUUUUGUUCCAUUCUCUCAGGGCAUUGUAUCCCCAUGUCCAUUGUUACUAGCAUUUCCAGUUAAUACUUGUAAAUUCUGUCUUGUCAUUUUUGUGCUAUUGUUAUCUUCCUGGUGGGUGGAUGGAUCAUGUAUAUAUGAGAGAGAACUGCAUAUUUCCUCCCACACCAAGGCUCCUAUUGUUCUCAUGGUGCUCUCAACUCAGCAGAGAAAAAAAUUUAACAAAUAAUACAGUUGCUUUUUUAUAGAGGUUUUUAGUUGUUAAUUCAUUAUUUGAAUAUAUAACGUGGCCAUGUAUGACUUCGACUAAGAUCAAAACUAUACAUAAAGCAGAUAGGCUGCAGCAGUGAUUUGAUUUAAUUUAAUUGCCUAUAGAUUAGGAAGGCGAAUAGAAAUCUGUGAAAUUAUUACAGGAGUAGAAAGGAUGAUCUCCUGUUCUUCUGCUUAGGGUAUGUAACACUGCUGCUAUUCAAGGGUGAUGGCAUUGAAAAUGAGAAAGCUUUACUCGAGUAACAGCUAAGCCUAAUGCAAGGAAUGCUGCAGGGACAUCUCUGAAAUGCAGGAGGUGUUGCCUGAGUUACACGUAUCAGCUCAGUGGCAGUUCUGCUACACUAAAACUUGGUGGUUACCCAGAUUAAUGAGAGUUAAUAUUUGAGUGAGCAAUAAGUAUUCUUACUAAGAGAGAGAACUUCUUCACAUCAGGCUAUAUACAGACCCCUUUAUGUAUGUCGACAACUCUUGUGUUGCCCUCUCAGCCCAUGAGAACAAUUUAGGAGCCCUCUGUCCAGUCUCUGACAGUUUUGCUUUUGUCUUGUUCAGAGCAAGCACCAGAAGCACCAGGCCUUUGAAGCUGAGCUCCACGCCAACGCCGAUCGCAUCCGCGGGGUCAUCGACAUGGGGAACUCGCUGAUCGAAAGAGGAGCCUGUGCCGGCAGCGAGGAUGCUGUGAAGGCACGUCUGGCUGCGCUGGCUGACCAGUGGCAGUUCCUGGUACAGAAAUCAGCAGAGAAGAGUCAGAAACUGAAGGAAGCUAAUAAGCAACAGAAUUUUAAUACUGGAAUUAAGGACUUUGAUUUCUGGCUUUCAGAGGUGGAGGCUUUGUUGGCAUCUGAAGACUAUGGGAAGGACUUGGCAUCAGUUAACAACCUUCUGAAGAAACACCAGUUACUGGAAGCUGAUAUAUCUGCUCAUGAG